ACAGAACAUCAUUGGCAAACGAUAGGAGCGUGCCAAUGCUAGUAGCGCUUGCGACAGCCAGGUGGGGUCGAAGGGAGAUAUAUCGAGAGGCUGCCUAAGUUCCUAGGGGACGGCACCAGUCGCAAACGAACGAUAGACCAGUUCACACGCUUUUUAAAUAAGAUCCAGUCAAGAUGUGGGAUGACGUUGUAGAAGAAGAAACAAAGCCUGCGCCAGCCGCUGAUGCAGCCCCAACUGAGGGUGCAGCGCCCGCCGAAGGUGCUCCUCCGGCAGAGGGAGCCCCUGCAGAUGGUGCUCCAGUAGCUGAUACUCCAGCACCUCAGAAGCCUGAAGAUGACAAACCUAAGAGGCUUGUCUGUAAACAUUGGGUUAGGCCGAAGUUUUCCACAUACAACUAUCUCUACGAGUACCAAAAGAAUUACUACGAUGACCUGAUUAACUAUAUAGAUAGGCGUAAUAGGGGCCUGCCCGUGGAGAGGCCAAAGCCCCAGACUUGGGGUGAACGGGCCCUCCGCUCCUAUUACUCCCAAAGUUACAACUACGACGUCGCCAGAUCAACAAAACAGGACAGAUAUCUUCUCCACCACAUUUCUGUUGGUGCAAAGUUCCACCGAGCUCAUACCAAGUCCCUUAUCUCUAGGAAGUAUUCUAACCUCGGAUUUAACACAGUUUCUAUCUAGCUUUGCUAAUCAAACACCGCUUGACGUUGCUUCGCGGACCCUAGUAUCGUACUACCUUUCGUGACCUUAAUAUUAAUUUUACAGGAUUUCGCUAUCGUGAUACAACAAGCCGUUAAAAGCGAUUCUACGUACUUUAAGUUACGAUCAAAAAGUCCGCUAUUUCUACUCUCUCUACUCUACUGUCAAUAUCUGUUGAUUAUGGAGAAUAUAAUAAAUGCUAACUAAUAAAUCGAUUUUUCUUUGCUUGCGUUACGACUGACAUAGCUUGUAUAUCUUUAUGCGUAGCGAUUUUAUUGAAAAUGCAAAGCGAUGUCAGUUGUUUCAGUCAGGAAUCUGUAUAAGUAAGAAAACAAACUUGUAAUACAAACAGUGAAGUAUUCCGUGGGGGUUUGCUACUAGCUCAUUCUUUGUAUAGUAACAACAUAUAUCUUACACCUUAGUCAUAUAAUCAGCGCUAAUACUAAAGACAGAGACCCUGGUAAUGAAUAAUUGAGACAAGCCAUAUUUGAGCCAAGUUUGCUCUCAAUUAAAUAAUUACUUUUAAUUAAUUAUUGAAUUGAUGAUGUCUGUCAGGUACGAACAGGAUUGACUAUCUAUCAUAAUGUUAAUAUGUUUUAUUACACAGUAGUAGGCGUGAGACUUUUUAAUGUAUAAAACGUUUUAUAAUUUUGCAGAGUGUUUUCAAAUAUCAUUAGUUCGCUGUUGUCUACGUCUUGUCUUUAAAUAUUCAUAAAAUUAUUGUUCAUUUGGUAAAUAAAAACAUUUUCAAUUGGC
Molecule: messenger RNA, 1454 nt
Organism: Pieris brassicae (large cabbage white)
Lineage: Eukaryota; Metazoa; Arthropoda; Insecta; Lepidoptera; Pieridae
Gene: Fln
Product: flightin
Exons: 3
Coding region: 174-680 (168 amino acids)
Source: RefSeq, a predicted model, not a curated record